Molecule: messenger RNA, 8335 nt
Organism: Pantherophis guttatus
Lineage: Eukaryota; Metazoa; Chordata; Lepidosauria; Squamata; Colubridae
Source: RefSeq, a predicted model, not a curated record
CGUCCCCCCCCCCCGUCCCCGUCUCCGGCGGGCAGUCGGGCAGGGCGCGCGGCGAACAUGGCGGCGGCCAAGGCGGUGGGGCGGGACACUCUACCUGAGCACUGGUCCUAUGGCGUCUGCAGGGACGGCCGGGUCUUCUUUAUCGACGACUUGACCCGCGCAACUACUUGGCUGCAUCCUCGCACCGGGGAGCCCGUCAACUCAGGCCACAUGAUCCGCUCAGAUCUGCCCCGUGGCUGGGAGGAGGGAUUCUCGGAAGAGGGAGCCAGCUAUUUCAUUGACCACAACCACCAAACUACCACAUUUAAACAUCCAGUGACUGGCCAGUUUUCCCCAGAAAACGUGGAGUUCAUUUUACAAGAGGAGCAUAAUUCACAUAUGUCCAAACAUCAGGUAAACCAAAGACCUUCAAGUAUGGUCAGUGAAACAUCUACCGCUGUAACUACAUCCACUACAGAUAUAAAACUUGGAUCCAAGUUAGUAAAAUCUAGCAAUAAAGUUCAUAGCUUUGGGAAAAGGGAUCAAGCUAUAAGGAGAAACCCUAAUAUUCCUGUUGUGGUCAGAGGGUGGCUUCACAAACAAGAUAGCUCUGGAAUGAGAUUAUGGAAAAGAAGAUGGUUUGUGCUGGCAGAUUACUGUUUAUUUUAUUACAAAGAUAGCAGAGAAGAAUCUGUCCUUGGAAGUAUACCAUUACCUAGUUAUGUAAUUUCACCUGUGGGACCUGAAGAUCAUAUAAAUCGCAAAUAUUCCUUUAAGGCUGUCCAUACAGGCAUGAGGGCUUAUAUAUAUAAUAAGAGUUCUGUUAUUGGCUCUCAGGCAGAGCAUUCAGGGAUGCGCACAUACUACUUUAGUGCAGAUACUCAAGAAGAUAUGAAUGACUGGAUCCAUGCUAUGAAUCAAGCUGCUCUUAUGCAAAUCCAUUUUUCACCAAAGAGAGGAACAGAAAAAACAGAUCAGCAAGCUGUCCCUCAAACUAAUCAUAUUGAUGCCUACAAAGAAGCUACAAAGUUAGAACCUGCUGAUGCAAAAAGACGCUACAGAAAAUCACCCGAAAUGUCUGCAUAUGGCAAACAUGAAGAAAUGAAAAAAGUAAGAGAUGAUGAACACUACACUGCAAGGAAGAAGGCUGUGGAUUCCAAAUGGGAGAAACCUAAACAACUAUUAGAACCUGGUGGAACACCGAAUCCCGCAUCAAGUUUCUCUCGGCCUCAAGCAACUCAGACUCUUGAGAAGAAUGGAAUCCCUCCAAGUUCGUUAAAUGCAGGUCCAGUAGAGCAGAAUGGUAUCAAUGUCUAUAAAAGAGGCUUUAUUCCCAGAUCAACACAAAAUAAGGAGACACAAAGGAAAAGUAAUCUGACUCAUGUAGAACAUUGGGUAAAAGUCCAGAAAGGAGACACAAAAAGUCUUGCAUCUGACCAGACUCUUACUCGCCAAGUACCAAGCCAUUCUGUAUCCUUUCCUGAAAAUUAUCAUACUUUGCCAAAGAACACUAGGCAAUCUUCUGGAAGCUCCCCUCCCUCAAAUCGUGAUUUGCCAAGUGACUACAAAUAUGCUCAAGACCGGGUUAGCCACCUGAAGAUGUCCCAUGAUGAGAGAAAAGCUAACAAAGAUGGUACUGUUUGGCAGCUGUAUGAAUGGCAACAAAGAAGGCAGUUUAAACACGGGAGCCCAACUGCACCUCUUUAUAUUAGUUCUCCAGACUUUACAGAUAGUAGUAAAGGAAGAAGUUCAUUAGAAGUUCCACGUUCGGUUUCGGUUCCCCCUUCCCCAUCUGAAAUACCUCCACCAGGACCACCUAAAGUUUUUAUAUCACGAAGACCACAUACACCUGCAGAAAGGGUUACUGUCAAACCAUCUGAGGAGAGACAAACAAUAGACGUUCCUUUUGUCGGCUCACCAAGGAAGAUUCGAAACCAGACUGUAAAAAACUCUCUACACAUAGAUAGACGUUCCAUGCCUACAAUGGGAUAUAUGACCCAUACUGUAAGUGCUCCAAGUUUGCAUGGGAAAUCGGCUGACGAUACCUACAUCCAGCUGAAGAAAGACCUUGAAUAUUUGGAUCUGAAGAUGACGGGGCGUGAUACAAUCAAAGAACGACAUGCAAAACCCAUCAAAAUUGGAGAAAGCGAUAUUGAUGUAAAGCUGAGUGUCUUCUGUGAGCAAGACAGGAUUCUGCAGGAUCUAGAGGACAAAAUAAGAGCCCUUAAAGAAAAUAAAGAUCAGCUGGAAUCUGUCUUGGAAGUAUUACAUAGACAGAUGGAACAAUAUAAAGACCAACCACAGCACACAGAAAAAAUUACAUAUCAGCAGAAACUUUUGCAAGAAGAUCUCAUACGUAUUCGGGCUGAAAUAUCCAAAGUAUCUACAGAAAUGGAAAAUGCCUGGAAUGAAUAUCUGAAAUUGGAAAAAGAUGUGAACCAGCUGAAACAAAGUCUGCAAGAACAGAUGAAUAAAUCAUGUUUUUCUCAGGAGAAAACUCAAAUGCAAAAAGAUUUGUGGAGAAUUGAAGAUGUUACAGCUGGCCUAAGUACAAAUAAAUCCAACUAUAAAGUCAUCAUUGAAUCUAUCAAGAAUCCAGAAAGAAAAACAGUGCCUUCAUUUUCAAAACCUCUAGUGCCUUCAUCAUCAUCUACUCUCAUGUCAACAGACAGCAAACUUUCUACUCAGCAAAGUCCACCAACUAGUCCUAUCAAGCCCUCGUUGGAAGUCAGACUUUUUCCUCAGCCUUAUACACAGCCCAGAAUGUUUUCUCCCUCCCUACAAGUGAAAAAAGUUGAACCUCCAGUCCAGUCACCAGUGAAAUUAAAACCAAAGGUUGAAGAUGAAGCACCACCAAGACCUCCUCUCCCACAGCUGUAUAGCACUGAUGAUAACCCACCAGCUGUUCCACCUCUUCCUAAAGAAGCUACAGUAAUAAGGCACACAUCAGUGCGUGGUCUCAAACGUCAGUCUGAUGAAAGAAAACGAGACCGUGAACUUGGACAGUACAUAAAUGGAGAUUACAGGGUAGAACUCCGCUCAUAUGUGAGCGAACCUGAAUUGGUAACAAUAGGCGGUGAUCUGAGCCAACCUUCCAUUGGGUUUUGUGGUACUGACAACAGAUACCAAACAUUACCUACCAGAGGAUUAUCUGGUUCAACUUCUAGACUCCAUCAAUCAUCAACAGUUUCAUCAUAUUCAACGCUUCGAAGGGAUGCUUCCAAGGAGAGACCAAAGAGUGCCUUGGAACGUUUAUACUCUGGAGAUCCCCAAAGAGGAAAAAUGAGUGCUGAAGAACAAUUAGAAAGAAUGAAGCGACAUCAAAAGGCAAUAGUUCGUGAACGCAAAAGAACUCUUGGUCAAGGAGAAAGACAUUCGGUUUCAUCACGACCAUUCAUCCAGCCUGGUUCUGCAGACAUAGGCUCAUGGAAGCGGGAGCAAGAAUUUGACUUGCAGUUAUUGGAAAGAGCAAUGUGUACAGAACAAAAAAUGGGAGAUAAUUGGUUAAAAAUCGACCCUGUGGCAGUAACAGAGACAGAUCUAGAGCCCGAAGACUAUAAGUUGGAUAUUAGCAAAGAGUUGUCAAAGCCAGACAAGGUUGCAAUUCCAGAACGGUACAUUGAGAUGGAUCCUGAAGACCCCCUCACUCCUGAAGAAUUGGAAGCAAGACAUCGUAAGGCAGAAAAAAUUAGGCAUAUUCUUACCAGGUCAAGUGUGCACAACCUACAGCCUCCAAUUCAGGACAAAUACAUCUCUUCAAAUUUAGAUUCACAGCUACAUGAGCAGGAACGCAUCAUUACCAUAUCAUACGCACUGGCUUCUGAAGCCUCUCAGCGGAGCAAAGAGGUAGCAGCUCCGCAAUUGAUUUACCCAACUAAAGCACCCUCACCUUCUGUACCUCAGCCACUCCCUUUAAGCAAUGGAUUUCACUACACAUUUGUCUAAACACCUUGAAAGUAAGAACUAACUGCUCUUGCUGCCUAUAUUUGCCAUUAAUGAUAUGCUUUGCCGAUGUUGGAUCUCUCUGUAAAUGUAAUAAUAACUGCAUGCAAACUUUAGUGAUCUAAAGAAUCUUUGCUCCUUCAGUCAAGAAAAGUAAAAACUCUUACAAGGUAUUUGCAGAAAUUGUCAAGAACUGCUGUGAGGCUGCAAGUUGUGUUAACUUCCUUAUCACUAUGAUGUUAUUUUAGGUGAAAUGUGUACAGGUGAUUUUGUAAUAGCAACACCACAUAUUGAAAAUGGGAAUUGCCACAAACCGUGUGUUGGUGGAAACUGGAAAAUCCUAAAAUAUUAAAUAACAUUUGAACAAAUAUUAAAUAUGUAAAAUAAAUGUUACAUAAUAAAAUACAUACUAAUAUUGGUAGCAGAAAUAAAAAGAGCCUUCAUUUUCUUAUGCUAGGCCAUAAAUUGAAGAAUAGUUAUGGCAAUCAUUAUCACUGAAAUAAAUCCUGCCAUGCUUUUGGCGGCUUGCCCUGGCAAUAAACCAAGUUUGUAUAUAGUUUCAUAGACUUAUUUCUUUUCUUUAAAAUAUAUUGCCUUUUUUUGAAAAGAAAAUUAUGCUUAUUUUCUUUUCUAGGUCUUUUUUGAGCGCUGUAGUAGAAUUGAGUGAAUUGCACAUGUUUGGGAGAUUUCUUUUUUUGAUUAAGACCGGUUAACAAAACAAUGUUAUUUUGUUUCCUGGGUUUUCUGGGAAGUCUCUGUAAUAUAUCAAGUAUAUUAAAAAAUCAGAAGAAAGAGCACAAUAUGCUUUACCACUAUAUGUUGAUCUAAUCUUACUACCCCAUCAUAAGCCGUUCCUAUUCCCAGUCCAAAAUUACCUAUGUGCACUAUUAGCUAUUAACAGCAAUUGGGAAAUUUAUGCUCUUUAGUAAACUUGCUUCAUCAAUAUCUAAUUGCAUUGUGUUUUUCUUUAUGCUAGCCAAAGCAGUAACUGAACAGUGAUUCCUGGAAUGUGCCAGUAACAAUCGCCUAAUGAACAAAUGCAACCAGAAAGAAGGAAGAGGCACCCCCAGGCUAGCCUUCUCUCAUAAUUACUCUUAUUUGAACACCUUUUAUAAAUAAGUAUAGAGAACGUUUGUACAACAAAAAAGAAAACAACUUUGUAUAAGAAAAAAAAAAAACCAGAUAAAUUAACAGCAUUUUUAAUAUACUAUAUAAAACAGUGUUUCUCAACCUUGGUAACUUUAGGAAGAUGGACUUAAACUCCCAGAAUUCCCCAUCCCAUUCUGGUGGGGGAAUUCUGGGAGUUGAAGUUCACCCAUCGUAAAAUUGCCAAGAUUGAAAAACACUGAUAUAAAAUAUGUGCAAUGGCCAUAAUUCAAGCCUAUGCAGGUCCUGCUGAUCAGUUCAUUGAUUUUAAAGAUUUGAUGUGCUACACUAAAUUACAAUAUUUUUUUUAGAACAAAGUAUGUAUUAGAUUUGUUGUUGAAAAAGGGCUGCUUACGUUUAAAAGAUUGGAUGCAUGCUAUUGAAGAUGCAUCAUUAUAUUCUUUGGAUAUUUUGUGUUUAGAAAAGAAAAAAUUAAAAACCAUUAUCCCAUUAGAUAGAUAGAUGAUAGAUAGAUAGAUAGAUAGAUAGAUAGAUAGAUAGAUAGAUAGAUAGAUAGAUGAUAGAUAGAUAGAGUGGAUAAUGGUUUUAUGACAACAAUCAGGUGCAAUUUUAUUGAAGUAAUCAAUAUUUCAAUAAUUCCAGAUCUCAUACAAAUACAAAAACUAGAUAUAAAAUAUGCAAAAGAUGGACCACUUUGAAUAAAUUAUAUAGCCUAUUAUGAUUGAGAAUCAUUAUAGACUUCUGUCCUACAUGACAUCACUAAACUAGCAACACUGUCUACGUGUUGUAAAAAGAAAUCCAUUUUUUAUAUCAUCUUUGAGUUUAGGCAAUGAAAUAGACUCAAUUCAGUCCAGUCGUAUCCCAAUGUAAAUGCAAUUCUCAUGCAUUUUCUCCUCCAGCACUAAGAUACAUAUGCAUACAUUCACCACAUUUGUCACAAAGAGGGCAUAAGUUACGCACAAAAUCUAAUUUUUUUAAAUUAAAAAAAAGACUUGCCAUGGUACAUCUCUCUGCAUAUUCAGCAGGAAGUUGUUCAUUAUUGAUCCUCCUAGGAAGUGCUCCAUCCACAGCGGGCUCAGAUCACCGACUUUAAAUUGAAAUAUUUAAAAUAACUGAUACAAUUAUUAAUACAUCAUUUUACUCAAAUAUUUAUUUUCUUAAUUAUCUGUAUUUUCAAAAGCAGCACAAAUGAUUUAUUUAUAAACAACUAUUUAUAAUUUGCUAUGUUGAUUUAGCUCCUGGCCCAGACAAUUAAAAUCUAAAGUAUAUGAUUUCUCUUCUUGGGUCUUAGGCAAAAAAGCUAAUAAAAGCAGUUAAUGAUUGUUUUUUUAACAUGAAGGCUUGUGUGCUAUAUUAAAAAUGUGGGCUGACAGCCGUCCAAUAUUUUGUUCAUACUCCUGCAGAAGUGAGUUCAAUGUAUUACAGCUUUCUAUUACAUUACUCUCUUUUUAUAUCAAUUGUAUAAAAAAUAAUCCUAAUCAUCCAGAGUAAAGUAAAUAUGGAUUUAAGCCAAGGUGGGCUCACAUUUGGUUUGGACACUAGAUUGGCUUCUGGAAGACUCUUCAGACCUACACUAAAUGUCAGGGCAGUGACACACUCACACCUUCUCCCACAUAUAUCUCACACUUGGGAGGAGGGGAGAAUUUAAUCCUGCUCCCCAACUGUGAUCUGAGGUGCUCUGUCCCUGCCAGUAAUAUCAGCAGGCAAAGAGCAGCUUUACGAGGAUGACUAUGGGGAUAUGAAGAUGUUUUAAGCUCUUCCAUUCCUCCAUUGCAAUAAUUCUGGCAUAAGGAAGAUCCCAGAGGGAGACGGCAGAAACAAACAGCUGGCAAAUCCUGGAAUAUUUCCUUGCUGUUAACAGUACAAAUCGGGUCAAUUUUGGAAUGAAAAUUAAUUUCACCCCUACGUAGCAAUCCUGGUGAAGAUUGCACAAUAGGUCAUACAAGGAUUAUUUUUCUGUGGCUCAACACUGUCUGUGCGAUGGGAUGUGGAUGGAAAUUAGUGAAUUGGUGCAGAGAGAAAUAUGGCUGUUGACCACAAGAUUACAGGGUAGUUUUCUAGAAGCCACAGGGUGCCCAUGUGUAAUAGAAAUUGUUUCCUUAAAACUGGCUUGUAACAUUCCAACCCUACAUGUAAGCCUGAGACUAUUUUUAUUAGAAAAUCCCAGUAUAAAUUAUUGAGACAUUCAUACUGAUAGCUGUUAUAGAGGUGCACAUAAAAGAUGAAACCUGUAGUUUUCAGCUGGUUACUGCAUGGUUUAGUACAAUGCACAAACUUAAAGAUAAAGGAAUUUCCUAAAAUUUACUGUUAAAAACGCAUUGUGUAUGGAGAACUACAUGUUGUCUUUCAUUUGAUGUUUAUUCUUUGAACAGGCGCACACUACAUAGCAAACUAAUUUUGAGAGUUUGAGGUACUUUAAAAAUCUCUUUGUGAUGUUGCCUUGCAGCUACCGUUCAAUGAAGGAAUCUUUCAAGAUGAACGAAACCCUUUCUGUAUUACAGUCCAUACCUUUUAUGUAUUUACUUGUAGAAGUGAGUCCCAAUUAUUUGUUUCAGAUUAGAAUGGAAUUAUUAAAACAGAUGUGGAAAAUUCAAAUAUCCAAGAAUAAAUACUCAAAUACUAAUACUCAAUACUUUGAGAAGCACAUACAACUCCAUGUGAAGAACAGGCUAAUUUAAUUUAAACCAGGUCGGAACAAAGUAGCAUUAUCUUGUUUUACAUUUGUAAAAGUCAAUAAUUGUUUUCUGUGUUUAAACACCUAUCCCAAACAAUAACAUAGUUUUUCUUACAGCAAAAUUGACUCUGAAAAAAAAUCAUAAGAAUGAUUCUGUUAACUUUUCCCUUAGGCUUUUAUUAAUGAUUUUGUUGAAAUCUAACACUGCAUUGCUAUUUCUUUCCUUAAAGUUGGUCAACAAUAUGUAAUUGGACAUAUUUAUUCUAGCAACUAAAGAAUUGCAUAAAGAGAAACACUAGUUUUUGUUUUCCUUUCCAUCAUUAAGUUAACAGAUACAAUUUCUACCCGACUGUGUCUUUUAUCAAAUAGUAACUGGAUUGAAAAUUAUUUUUUGAACUUGUAUUCUAUUUUGGCUAUAUUUGGAAGCUAUUCUUGAUAAAUGUAUGUAGAAAAUACAAUCUAUUUUAAUUGAAUACUGCCAGUGUCAAGCAUGUAACAUUUUGUCAAAAUGAUAUUCUUUUAUUUUUUUUCUUUAUUAAAAUGUUGAAAUAUUUUGCAAGGAAUUUUUAAUUUAAAUGAAAUGUAACAAUUUGGAGACAAUAUAUAUGUACAUAUUAAACUAUUAACAUUAUA